AUGGCGUUUUCAGGGCUCACUAUUUCUGGUGGUAAAGGAAAUUCAUUCUUCAAAUUCAAUCACUCUUCAUUUUCUUCCACUCGUCUUCCCUCAAAUUUGAGGCCCUUCAACUCUUUCUCAUCCAAUGGUCUUUUACCCAGAGAUUACUUGUCAAAGGACAUGUUUUGCCGCCGAACUCGUUCUUCCGUUGUUUGUAUGGCCGGAAAAGGUUCCAGUAAGAAAAAGUCUAAGGUUAUCAGGCUUGUCUCAACGGCUGGAACUGGAUUCUUUUAUGCCAUAAAGAAAAGCAAGAAGCAGGAAAAGCUUGAGCUGAAGAAGUAUGAUCCAAAGGUUAAGCGCCAUGUUGUGUUCAAAGAAUCUAAAUAA
Molecule: messenger RNA, 366 nt
Organism: Sphenostylis stenocarpa
Lineage: Eukaryota; Viridiplantae; Streptophyta; Magnoliopsida; Fabales; Fabaceae
Source: the annotation of a GenBank genome assembly